UGUCAAACAACAAAGUUAGUUGAGUUUACCGACAUUUCGUUUUCGUUUUCCGUACGCAGUUAGUGGUGUUUGGCAUUUGCGAGAGGCAACAGCAAGAUGUCCGAAGGGGAACUAAAAGAGUUGCUAACCAGCUGGGGAUUUGAACAUAUAUUUCCACUUUUAUCAGCUGAGGAUAUUACCUUGAGAAGAUUGCGAUUCUUAACCGAAAGCGACCUGACUUAUCUCUUUCGUCAUUUCAAAUUAGGCGAAAAAAUUGAAUUUAGAUUUCAUUUACUUGAGUGGAAGCGCAAUGAAGGCUUGAAUACCCCGGAUAAAACUAGCAUCCAACUUGAAAGGGACUUGGAUGAAAAUGAUUUUGAGGUCCCACAACCGAGUACGUCCUCGUCAACUUCAAACACUUCCUUUGUAAACCAAAAUCAGAGUUUUAUUGACCUUUUACUUGCGCUACAAGACCAUCCAGCUGGCGACUAUGUCAAGCGAACCAUAGACGAAAAAAAUAGUUUGAAUGAUACGUCAAGAAAAAUCUUAAUUGAAGCUAUUGUUACAUAUAUGGUUAAAAAUAAGAUAAAGCCUGGUAAAGCGGAUUUCGAUAGGAUUUCCCAUGACAUAGAGAGAGAAUUCAAUGACGACAAGAAAAUCUAUUAUAAUUGUGUUGGACAAAGGCCAAGCGGAAGACUCUAUGAUAAGUAUUACAACACACUGAAAAAGCUUAAGAAAUACGGAGAAGUAUUCGAUUCUUCUUCUUCGGGAAAAGGCCCGGACAGCACAGAACAAAAAAUUUCAAAUGAAAAAGCUGCUCAGGCUCAGAAAUGGCUGAAAUCUAAUGACGAACCUUGGUCUGUGGUCGAGGAGAAAUGGCGCCUGUGCUAUAAAUUGCGUAGGGACGAUAUAGUCAACACGGAUGGUCGCAAGUUCUCCAUUUCAUGGCUCUUAAGUCAGUGGAGCUUAUAUUCCCAUAUUCUGGGACAUUUAUUGGUUGAGAUAGACUUUCUGAUUUUAUAUCCCGAGUGCCCGCCACUAAUGAGUAAAUGGGAUUCAUUUCGAGAGAAAAUCACGCCCAUAUUGAACCAAAGAUUAACAGACUCUGUUUAUCUAAGUUAUUUGGAGGAAAUUAACGCCCACACUGAAGGUUCCGACCAAACCUUGGCACUGUUACUUCAUGUCCUCCUGCUGUCAAUGCGAAAAUCCAAUGUCAAGACCACGGUUAAGGACUCGCAAUCUUCAUUUAUCAUACAAGCCACGUCAUACUGCAAAGCAGAAAAGCAAUUAGAAACCCUAAAAACUAAGAUAUACAACAGUGGAGAGACUCAAAAGCCUAUUAUAGUUGCUAUAGGGGGAAAUUUUGAUUGCACCAAGUUCUAUGUGUAUUUCUAUGACAUUAAAUAUUCUGCGCCUGAUUUCCUCACUGCAUUCGAUAUUAGCUUUAAGAUUUUUCAUGUAUUAGAUCUUAAAUAUCCUGUCGAAAGUUUUGAAUUUUGGAUGUUUGUACAGAAAUACUUUUAUGGCAUUCAUUUGGACACUGACAAGGUACCGCCCAACAUUUUAUGUUUAAUUAGUGACUUAAAGUAAAAUUGUUUGAAUAAGUUUUCAGUUGGAUAUAACAUUAUCUUUACUUAAUAAUUAAGUAACUGUUUAGAUUAACUGAAGACUUAAUCAUAAAUAUAUACCUUUGAUUUACUUUACCAAAUACAAUAAUGUAAAAUAAAAAUAAAAACAAAAAACUGUA
Molecule: messenger RNA, 1726 nt
Organism: Drosophila kikkawai
Lineage: Eukaryota; Metazoa; Arthropoda; Insecta; Diptera; Drosophilidae
Source: RefSeq, a predicted model, not a curated record